Molecule: messenger RNA, 4506 nt
Organism: Carica papaya (papaya)
Lineage: Eukaryota; Viridiplantae; Streptophyta; Magnoliopsida; Brassicales; Caricaceae
Gene: GNL2
Product: GNOM-like 2
Biological process (GO): regulation of ARF protein signal transduction
Molecular function (GO): guanyl-nucleotide exchange factor activity
Source: RefSeq, a predicted model, not a curated record
CUCUUGUUUACCAAGAAAUCCGGACAUCAAUCUCCCCCAGGCUUUCAAGUUUUAACAAACAAAUAUUUUAUUUUCCCUAAAAUGCCCUCCAAUUUCAUUCCUAUCCUAUCAACCCAGCGUUGUUUGGUAUCAUUAAAACGGUCGUCCCCCACUCUCAAAACGACGCCACAACUGCCCAACGCCAGAAACCCCCACUUCGUUCCCUCAAUUUCCAUUCUCAACCGUUUUUUAACAACUCCGAAAAAGUUUUCCCUUUCCUCUGUAUAGCAAAUGAAGAAACCAAGGGAUCGAAAUCGGGAAGAAGAAGAAGAAGGCGGCAACCAAAACGGCUGCAUAUCAUGCUGCGGAAGAAAGAAAGACGCUGCAAAAUCCAAGAGGAAAGAGCUCGGCCUUUCUUGCAUGUUAAACACCGAGGUUGGUGCUGUUCUCGCCGUCAUUCGGCGGCCACAAGACCCCAACACCCAAUACAUCUCCCUCCAUGACGACCACUACGACUCUGCAGUCCAGCAGUCGUUGAAAUCUCUUCGCGCUCUCAUCUUCAAUCCCCAGCAGGAAUGGCGAACGAUCGAUCCCUCUAUCUACCUCUCCCCGUUUCUCGAUGUGAUACAGAGCGAUGACAUCCCAGCUGCAGCGACGGGGAUCUCGCUCUCCGCCAUUUUGAAGAUCGUCAAGUUUGAAAUCUUCGACGAGAAGACUCCCGGAGCCAAGGAUGCAAUGAAUUCGAUUGUGACAGGGAUCACAGGUUGUCGGCUGGAGAAGACCAACCAGGUUUCCGAGGAGUCUGUGAUGAUGAAGAUUUUGCAGGUCUUAACUGGAAUAAUGAAGCAUCCCGCUUCUGAUUUGCUCACUGAUCAGGCAGUUUGUACUAUUGUCAAUACGUGCUUUCAAGUCGUUCAACAAUCUGCAGGGCGAGGGGAUUUGCUUCAGCGAAACGCGAGGUUUACAAUGCACGAGUUGAUUCAGAUAAUCUUUUCACGGUUACCUGACUUUGAGGUUAAUGACGAUAACUCAGAAUCUGAUACAGAAGAUGCCGAUGGAAAUGCCUUGGAUUCGGGUUAUGGAUUACGUUCUGCAGUUGAUAUAUUUCAUUUUUUGUGUUCGUUGCUGAACGUAGUGGAACUUGUAGAGACAGAAGGAACUUCAUAUCAUACGGCUGAUGAAGAUGUUCAGCUUUUUGCUCUGGUUUUAAUUAAUUCAGCGAUUGAAUUAAGUGGUGAUGGGAUUGGGAAACGCCCAAAACUUCUGAGAAUGGUCCAAGAUGAUCUGUUUCACCAUUUAAUCCAUUAUGGGACCAGUUCGAGCCCGCUUGUCCUCUCCAUGAUUUGCAGUACUGUGUUAAAUAUAUAUCACUUUCUUCGGAGGUUUGUUCGCCUCCAACUGGAAGCUUUCUUCUCAUUUGUACUUCUAAAAAAUGUAGCUCUUGGCAGCUCCAUGCAGCUCCAAGAAGUUGGGCUUGAAGGUAUGAUAAAUUUCUGCAGACAAUCUACCUUCAUAAUUGAAGCUUAUGCAAACUAUGAUUGCGAUCCCCCUUGUCGAAGUUUGUUUGAGGAAGUUGGGAAACUGCUUUGCAAGCACUCUUUUCCAGGUUCUGGCCCCAUGACAUCUAUACAAAUUCAAGCCUUUGAAGGACUUGUCAUCCUAAUUCACAAUAUUGCAGAUCAUGUAGAUAAAGAAGAUGAUUCAACCCCUUCUGGUCCAUACCCAGUUGAAAUCACCGAAUACAAACCCUUUUGGAUGGAGAUGCCUAAAGAGGAUCUAGAGGAAUGGGUGGAACAUAUAAGGUUAAGGAAAGCACAGAAAAGGAAGAUUCUCAUUGCUUCAAACCAUUUCAAUAGAGAUGAAAAGAAAGGUUUAGAGUACCUAAUGCUUAGUCAAUUAGUGUCUGAUCCACCUGAUCCAAAGUGCUUUGCUUUCUUUUUUCGACACACUCCUGGGCUGGACAAGAUGAUGAUUGGAGAAUAUCUUGGGAAUCCUGAUGACUUCCACAUUCAAGUCCUCAGAGAAUACACACAAACUUUUGAAUUUUCAGGAAUGGUUCUUGAUUCUGCUCUCCGAAGAUAUCUGGAAACAUUUCGCUUGCCAGGAGAGUCCCAGAAGAUUCAACGAAUCUUAGAAGCGUUUUCAGACCGAUUUUAUGAUCAACAAUCCUUAGAAAUGUUUGCAAGUAAAGAUACAGUUUUAAUCCUUUGCUACUCCCUCAUUAUGCUAAACACUGAUCAACAUAAUCCACAGGUGAAGAGGAAAAUGACAGAAGAGGAAUUCAUCAAAAACAAUAGAGCAAUCAAUGGAGGAAAGGAUCUUCCAAGAGAAUACCUCUCUGAACUUUUUCACUCCAUUUCAACCCAUGAAAUCACAGUUUUUGGUCAAUCGGGGUCAGUAGAAAUGAGUCCUAGCAGAUGGAUUGAGCUAAUGAAUAGAUCAAAAAAAGUGCAGCCUUUCAUCCUCUGUGAUUUUGAUCGUAGAAUAGGCAGAGAUAUGUUUGCUUGCAUUGCUGGUCCAUCAAUUGCAGCACUUUCAGCAUUCUUUGAGCAUGCUGAUGAAGACGAAUUGCUCCAUGAAUGCAUUGAUGGGUUGAUAUCCAUGGCUAGAAUAGCUCAGUAUGGACUAGAAGAUACCCUGGAUGAGCUUGUUGCUUCAUUCUGCAAAUUUACUACACUGUUAAAUCCUUAUGCCACGGCAGAAGAGACACUGUUUGCAUUUAGUCAUGAUAUGAAACCGAGAAUGGCAACCCUUGCAGUUUUUACUAUUGCAAACCACUUUGGAGACUCAAUUCGAGGGGGUUGGAGGAAUAUUGUGGAUUGCUUAUUAAAACUCAAGAGACUUAAGAUACUUCCCCAAUCAGUGACUGAAUUUGAUAUAACUUCCUCAUCAGCUGAUGCACCGGGUCACUCGAAAUCUGAAUCGAGUGUAAUGUCCUCUAAUCAUGACCAUAAAUGUAGUAAGCGCCCAGGCACUAGUAUACUAAGUCGGUUCUCUCAUUUUGUAUCAUUAGAAAGCAUAGAAGAGUCUGUAUCUCUUGGCAUGAGCGAAUAUGAACAAAAUCAAAAGAUUAUCAAACAGUGUCAAAUUGGAAACAUCUUCAGCAAUAGUUCAAGCUUGCCUGACGAGUCUUUGCUCAAUCUUGGGCGUUCCAUGAUAUUCGCAGCUGGUGGAAAAGGCCAAAAAUUUAGCACACCAGUUGAAGAAGAAGAAACUGUUGGCUUUUGUUGGGACUUGAUUGUUGCCAUUGCUUUAGCCAACAUUCACAGAUUCCAAGCAUUUUGGCCUUAUUUCCAUGAUUUUUUAUUAGGAGUGGCCCAGUUUCCUUUAUUUUCCCCUAUACCAUUUGCAGAGAAAGCCAUUGUUGGUCUUUUCAAGGUUUGUCUCAGGCUUCUUUCCUCUUGUCAAGUGGAACGAAUCCCAGAGGAGAACCUUUUCAAGUCCAUAAAUUUGAUGUGGAAGCUUGAUAAGGAAAUACUCGAUACAUGUUGUGAGUUCAUAAUACAAUCAGUAAGCAACAUCAUCAAUGAAUACCCUGCAAAUUUACAGACUCAACUUGGAUGGAAAUCAGUCCUCCAUCUGUUAUCAGUCUGUGGCAGACAUCCAGAAACAUAUGAUCAAUCCGUCGAGGCUUUAAUCAAAUUGAUGUCAGAUGCAACCCAUGUUUCCAGAACAAACUAUGCAUACUGUAUUGACUGUGCAUUUGGCUUUGUAGCACUCAAAAACAGUCCGCUGGAGAAGAAUCUGAAAAUACUGGAUCUAUUGUCAAAUUCUGUAACUUUAUUGAUUCAAUGGUACAAGAAUGCCUGCUCUGAACCGGGGAACAGUUACAGUACUACAAGCAGCGCGAGUGUUUCAUCGUUAGAGGACUACUCAAAGGGUCCUAACUUUGGCCUCAAUUUGUUUAUCAAACUAGGAGAGGCACUUCGCAAAACUAGCUUAGCACGACGAGAGGAGAUAAGAAAUCGAGCAAUCAUUGCUUUGCGCAAGAGUUUUUUACUGGCUGAAGAACUUGAAUUAACAUCAACUAACUGCAUUAACUGUUUCAAUCUUGUGAUAUUCGCCAUGGUUGAUGAUCUGCAUGAAAAAAUGCUAGAGUAUUCGAGACGUGAGAAUUCAGAGAGGGAAAUGAGAAGCAUGGAAGGGACUCUGAGGAUUGCAAUGGAAUUGCUGAAAGAUGUGUACAUGCAAUAUUUAAAGCAGAUAGCAGAGAAUCCUGAUUUUAGGACAUUUUGGCUGGGAGUAUUAAGAAGAAUGGAUACAUGCAUGAAGGCUGAUUUGGGAACAUAUGGAGAGACACUGUUAAAAGAGGUUGUACCAGAUUUGCUGAGAAACAUGACUGCCAAAAUGAAAGAGGAGGAGAUUUUGGUUCCAAACGAAGGUGAUGAUCUAUGGGAGAUAACAUACAUCCAAAUACAGUGGAUAGCUCCGUCACUUAAGGAAGAGAUUUUUCCUGAAGAUGAAAUGUAGAGGCUUAGAUAAAAACGAUAAGGAAGACAGGUAAGCUAGUUUCUGAGUUAUUCAUAA